Messenger RNA from Ilex paraguariensis (yerba mate), 1384 nucleotides. Lineage: Eukaryota; Viridiplantae; Streptophyta; Magnoliopsida; Aquifoliales; Aquifoliaceae. The record is from the annotation of a GenBank genome assembly.
GUCGGAACUCGAAAGAGCCAUGAGCAAGGGUCAGUUGGGCUCAAUCAGCAGCUCUGAUCUCAUUGAUGCAAAACUUGAGGAGCAUCAACUCUGUGGAUCCAAGCAGUGCCCUGGUUGUGGACACAAGCUUGAAGGAAAGCCGGAUUGGGUUGGUUUACCAGCAGGAGUGAAAUUUGAUCCAACAGACCAGGAAUUGAUAGAACACCUUGAAGCAAAAGUAGAAGCAAAAGAAUCAAAAUCUCACCCUUUGAUAGAUGAGUUUAUCCCUACUAUUGAAGGUGAAGAUGGGAUUUGUUAUACUCAUCCUGAAAAGCUUCCAGGAGUUACAAGAGAUGGAUUGAGUAGGCAUUUCUUUCAUAGACCUUCAAAGGCUUACACAACUGGAACAAGAAAGAGAAGAAAAAUUCAAACAGAAUGUGAAUUGCAGGGGGGAGAAACAAGGUGGCACAAGACUGGCAAGACAAGGCCAGUCAUGGUGAAUGGCAAGCAAAAAGGGUGCAAAAAAAUUCUAGUCCUCUAUACAAACUUUGGGAAGAACCGAAAACCCGAAAAGACCAACUGGGUCAUGCACCAAUACCACUUGGGUCAGCAUGAGGAAGAGAAGGAAGGAGAGCUUGUUGUAUCAAAGAUUUUCUAUCAGACUCAGCCAAGGCAAUGCAAUUGGUCGGACCGGAGUAAUGUAGCCGCCACUGGAGAAGGAAGUAGUGAUCCUAAUAGCAGAAGAGACAGUGGAAGUGGGAGUUGUUCUUCUAAGGAGGUGAUGACCCAAAGGGAUGAACUGUCUGGGGUUGGUACUGUUGGUACAAUAUCAAGUUACAGUGCCUUGGAUAUUCAGCAAUUGAAAGCUGACCAUUUCAGCUUUGCUCCAUUCAGGAAAAGCUUUGAUGAGGCAGGAAUAGGGGAGGCUUCAGUUGGAAGGGAAGCUCGUCCGGCACCAACCACGUGCGAAGUACGUGACAUCCACGAGAACCCGGGGCCUCAUCACGUGAUCCAUGAGCAUCAGCAUCAGCAACAUCAUCAUCAUCAUCAACCUCAUCAGAUUGCAACCACAGCAUUCCACAUAAGCAGACCUUCACACUCCAUAUCCACCAUUAUCUCUCCUCCUCCCCUUCAUCACACCUCCAUUAUUCUCGAUGAAGACUCCUUCCAUGUCUCUAGAAUGAUGCUCCAGAACGAAAAUUUUCAGCAACAUCAACCACAGCAACCGCAACAACAACAUCAUAAGCUGGGAGGAAGGUCUGCAUCUGGAUUAGAGGAACUCAUUAUGGGCUGCACUUCAACUGACAUUAAAGAGGAGUCUUCCUUACCAAACACACAGGAGGCAGAAUGGUUGAAGUACUCAAACUUCUGGCCUGACCCUGACAACCCAGAUCAUCAUGGGUAG